ACUGAAGAUUCUCGAAGCCCAGCCUAGUCUCUUAAACCCAAUUUUCGACCUUACCCAAAUCCCAUCGUCACAAAAUUAAUCUCGUACGCCCAAAAAAAGAUCAUAGUGCUAAGUGCACCAUCUUCAUCUUCAUCUUCAUCUUCAUCUUCAUCUUCAUCUUCAUCUUCUUUUCCCUGCAUAACUUACACAUGUCCAAGAAAAGUGGAGUUGGGCUUCAAAAGGAUGCGCCAUGGAGGGCUUCUCAGGUGAAACCCAUUCCCAAAAUACACCUUUCCCCUCUUCUUCGCGUUCCUCAUACACCCUUCUCCAAUUACGCCAUCUCCAUUAUGAAGGAUGAAAAUCCAGUAGGAAAUGGAUUAGCAGUGGAUGCUGUAUUGGAGGCAGCAGGACCAGAUUGCAUUGUUCCGGGUCAGGUUACACCUGUCAAAUUACUUGGUUUGAAGGUGUGGCCUAUAGAAGUGGACUUGAAGUUCAUGGAGCCAGUUGGGCGGGAACUCAAGAAUAUUGGGAAGUUCAUGGAUUCAGCUGUUGAUUUGAUGAACAAGUCAUUCAUUGAUCGUUAAUAUGCGUUGAGAUGAGAAUUUUUUUGAUGAGAUCCACGUCUUAUUGGCUUAUCUUUGGUGCAUGCUACUGCAUAUAUCAAGCUGAUGGGCUGUGGUACGGAGCUGAAGAUAAGUUGUGAGGUAUACUUGGAGAGGCUUAUGUUUCAUAGUUUAGUAAUUGUUAAUUUGUGUCACCUGUCAUAGAAUUUUCUUACUGUUCUGUGACGUGAAUGUAGUUUGCUACUAUAUGAUUUAUGAUGGUGAUAUUGUGUUGUUUA
Molecule: messenger RNA, 820 nt
Organism: Beta vulgaris subsp. vulgaris (sugar beet)
Lineage: Eukaryota; Viridiplantae; Streptophyta; Magnoliopsida; Caryophyllales; Amaranthaceae
Exons: 4
Coding region: 189-563 (124 amino acids)
Cellular component (GO): chloroplast envelope
Source: RefSeq, a predicted model, not a curated record